AUGGCGUCACUGACAGUUUGCACCCCCAAGAAGUCCCACACUGGGCUCUUUUCCUCCCGGACCGCUGGCGGCCGCAUGCCUCUGACCCCGUCACCUCGUCAGCGCACCACGUCCAACAAUAUCAACUCGUCCCCAUACACACCAGAGCGUCAGGUCCCAAGCGAUGAGCGCAUCUGCACAAAGUCCGUUUAUGGCGGCAACCUGGCCUCGCACUUUGCUCGUGCAUCAAAGCCGUCUUCACACCGGGACUCCCCAAAGUCCAACAUUGCCCGCACCCUUCCUACACCACGCAAAGUCCUGGAGCUCGGCGUCUCCGAUUUCGCCCUGACUGGUACCGGCCAGCAAGUCAAGAGCCCUCCCGAGCAGACGGCCCGGCCAAAAAAGGCAGCGCCUCGCCAGAAGGCCUCCAAGACAACCAAGACCUCCAAGCCCUCCAAGCCCUCCAAGCCCUCCAAGACCACUCUGACAUAUGCUGCCGCCGACCGCUUCAUCCCCAACCGUGCGGCCAGCUCCGCCAUUGCCAACGUCGGGUCAGGGAAGCUCUACUUUCCCGACAAGAAGCGUCCACAGAGCCGCACUGGCGAGGCCUCUGACGUUCUCUCGUCCGCAACAGAUGAUGCGCUUGCUGCUCUGGAGGCACUGACCAUUGACGAGCGUGACGAUGACGAUUCCGCCAGCUACUCGCGCCCUUCGCCGCAGAGCAUCGCCUACCAGGACUCCCUCGCGGAUGCCUGCGGAGUGAACAUCAACACUCGCAUUCUGCAGUUCAAGCCGGCUGCCCCCGAGUCGUCCAAGCCGAUCGACCUUCGUCAGCAGUACAACCGUCCUCUGAAGCCUACCACAAACGCCACCCAGUUUCGUCGCCGCGUUGCCACAGCACCAGACCGGGUGCUUGAUGCCCCCGGUCUCAUCGACGACUACUACCUUAACCUGCUCGACUGGAGCUCCGGCAAUCAGGUAGCCAUUGGCCUCGAGCGCAACGUCUAUGUCUGGUCUGCCGACGAGGGCUCUGUCAGCUGUCUGCUCGAGACCAGCCCGGACACAUACGUUAGUAGCGUCAAGUGGUCGGGCGACGGCGCCUACGUCGGUGUCGGCCUUGGUUCGGGCGAGGUCCAGAUCUGGGACGUCGCUGAGGGCACCAAAGUCCGCAGCAUGUUUGGCCACGACACGCGCGUUGGCGUCAUGGGCUGGAACAAGCACCUGCUCUCUACGGGAGCCCGCAGUGGCCUUGUCUUCAACCACGACGUGCGCAUUGCCGAGCACAAGAUUGCCGAGCUGGUCUCCCACACCUCCGAGGUCUGUGGCCUGGACUGGCGCUCUGAUGGUGCGCAGCUCGCCACCGGUGGCAACGACAACCUGGUUUCCAUCUGGGAUGCUCGUUCGCUGUCUGUGCCCAAGUUCACCAAGACCAACCACAAGGCAGCCGUCAAGGCCCUGUCCUGGUGCCCGUGGAACAUGAGCCUGCUGGCCACCGGCGGCGGCUCCUACGACGGCCACAUCCACUUCUGGAACACCACUUCAGGUGCUCGCGUCAACAGCAUCGACACCGGCUCUCAGGUCACCAGCCUCCGGUGGAGCACGGGCUACCGCGAGAUUGUCAGCACCAGCGGCUUCCCCGACAACUCCAUCAGCAUCUGGAGCUACCCAACUCUGGUGCGCAACGUCGAGAUCCCGGCACACGAGAGCCGUGUGCUCCACAGCUGCCUGAGCCCUGACGGUCAAAUGCUGGCUACGGCUGCCGCCGACGAGAGCCUCAAGUUCUGGAAAGUUUUUGAGAAGAAGGCCGGUGUCAGCGCAAGCUCGGCCAGCUCGGGAUCGUCUGGCAAGGCCGACAUGGUCAAGCAGAUGACCAUCCGCUAA
Messenger RNA from Grosmannia clavigera kw1407, 1860 nucleotides. RefSeq names its product cell division protein. Gene Ontology annotation, cellular component: anaphase-promoting complex. The coding region runs from base 1 to 1860 and encodes 619 amino acids. The transcript has a single exon. The record is from RefSeq and is a predicted model, not a curated record. Lineage: Eukaryota; Fungi; Ascomycota; Sordariomycetes; Ophiostomatales; Ophiostomataceae. Gene Ontology annotation, biological process: anaphase-promoting complex-dependent catabolic process; positive regulation of anaphase-promoting complex-dependent catabolic process; positive regulation of ubiquitin protein ligase activity. Gene Ontology annotation, molecular function: protein binding; ubiquitin ligase activator activity; anaphase-promoting complex binding.